Messenger RNA from Metarhizium brunneum ARSEF 3297, 957 nucleotides. RefSeq lists its product as uncharacterized. Gene Ontology annotation, cellular component: fungal-type cell wall. The record is from RefSeq and is a predicted model, not a curated record. Gene Ontology annotation, biological process: fungal-type cell wall polysaccharide metabolic process. NCBI's taxonomy places the organism in Eukaryota, Fungi, Ascomycota, Sordariomycetes, Hypocreales, Clavicipitaceae.
AUGAGGACUUCGUCGUGGCUGGCACAAAUUAUCCCCUUGGUCGAGAUCUGCUCCGCGGCCUCAUCCAAGCGUGGGCUCGUCUUCACGCCCAAUGCCGAGCAUGCUGGGGAUAACAAGCUCUGGGUGCAGUCAGGUAGCGAUCUGACAUGGUACUACAACUACCAGAGCUCGCCAUCACCAGCCUAUUCCAGCCUAUCCCAGGAUCAAUUCGAGUUUAUUCCCAUGAUGUGGGGCAUCGGCUCCGAUCCCAACGACACCAAGUUCCUGACAGACGUGAAGAAGCUCAUUGAUGACGGCACCAAGAUAAAGCACGUCUUGGGGUUCAAUGAACCGGACACAAGCUCUGCAUAUGGAGGCAGCAACAUCAAACCCGCAGAUGCGGCCCUCGCAUGGGUCGCCAACUUUGAACCUCUUGGCAAGAUGGGAGUGAAGCUUGGCCUGCCGGCAUGCACUGGAGGAUGGGACAGCCUGCCUUGGCUCAAGCAGUUCUUGGGCAAUUGCUCCGAGUUGGUUAGCACCGGAAAGGACAAGAAGAACUGCACCUGGGAUUUCCUGCCGGUACACUGGUACGAUAACUUUGCUGGCUUGGCAUCGCACAUUGGCGAACGUGAGGCAACUUGGCCGAAUAAAUCGAUCUGGAUAACAGAAUACGCGUUCGCCCACCAGGAUCUCAAGCCAACCCAAGAGUUCUACAACCAGACUAUUGACUACUUCGACAAGCUCGACAGCAUCGGUCGCUACUCUUACUUUGGUGCAUUCCGCUCCACCAACUCUAAUGUUGGCGCCAAUGCGGCAUUCCUCGAUAAGAGCGGCAAGCUGACAGACAUUGGAUCCUGGUAUCUUGGCUUUGCAGCCACUGGUGUUACUCCGGAGAGCUCCAAGGCUGCAUUGCUGGAACCUACCGUGGGGUCUCUUAUUCUUGGCGUCAUUGCCGGCAUUUUGGUUGGUUCUCUAUAA